CAUGAUUGCAUGCAAUGCAUGGCAUUUAACCUAAACAAAGAAAAAAGUGCCAGCUCUCAUGGUGUCCUUUCAAUAUUUUCAUAAAUUUUGUUUACGUAUUUAAUAUGGCUGCAUGCCCGGAAAACGUUGAGGAACCAGCACACGUUGAACCUACGAAAAGCUAUGGAUUAUUAUCUGAACAAGAAGCAUCAGCCCUUGGGGAAUCUCUUAUUAAUAUUUUCGAGCCACCUCUGACAAAGGUCAGGCAGCAGCUUUCUGAAGCCAGCUCAAAGCAACAGCUGUUGAUAGAACAAAUGCAGUGCGAAAACGAAAGAAUAGAACUGAGCCAAAAAGAGUACAAUUUGCAAGAAGCGUUUACAAAAAUGAAGGUGUAUCAUGCCAAGCUAGUAAACAUUAAAAAAGACAUGACGAUGCUGCAUGAAAAGUCGACCAAGCUGAAGAAAAGAGCGAUGCGCCUUCAGGAACACUGCCAGAAACAAGCCCUUCAAAAGGAACUUGACAAAGAGCGGCAGUUGCAACGCGAGCUCAAAUUAGUCGAGGACACGACCAAGUAGCAGGUGCAACAAUAUUUUAACCUAACAUUCCUGUGAAAUUAUGCAAGUCUGAAACACACCUCAGUGCUGAUAAGAGUGCUUUUGUUACAAACGUUACGAAUUUUAUUAAACCGCAUUGAAAUAAACUAGUCUCUAAGCUGA
Cloeon dipterum is the source of this 695-nucleotide messenger RNA. RefSeq names its product biogenesis of lysosome-related organelles complex 1 subunit 6-like. Gene Ontology annotation, cellular component: transport vesicle; BLOC-1 complex. The record is from RefSeq and is a predicted model, not a curated record. Bases 105 to 554 code for a protein of 149 amino acids. Gene Ontology annotation, biological process: intracellular transport. The transcript has 5 exons. NCBI's taxonomy places the organism in Eukaryota, Metazoa, Arthropoda, Insecta, Ephemeroptera, Baetidae.